AUGUCCGGCGAAACAAUAAUUAUUGAAGAAAACAAUUUGUUGAAUUUAUCCAAUGAUGUGCGUGAUGCUUCAACCUCACCCAAUCAUGGUUCUAGCCCGGAAUCAUUAUCAAGCUCCACAUCUAUAUCACCGAAUCGAAAUCAAAUUACGACAAUUACCGGCCAAUUGACCGAAUUAAAUAAAGGUAUAACAGAUAUGAGCCAUAAAAUGGAUCAGUUUCUUGCUGUGAAUAGUAAAGUCGUUGAAGAUAUGAAUGGGAAAAUUGAUAAAUUUCUGGACUCCAGUGGUAAAGUCAUUGAAGAUAUGAAUGGAAAAAUUGAUAAAUUUCUGGACGCCAGUGGUAAAGUCAUUGAAGAUAUGAAUGGAAAAAUUGAUAAAUUUCUGGACGCCAGUGGUAAAGUCGUUGAAACAAACGACAAAUUGUUGAAAUUCAACCAAAAAUUGGUUGUAUGGUCCAACGUAGUUUUAUCAUCGUUCGUAAGUUAUUUCUAUUUCAAUUAA
Messenger RNA from Rotaria socialis, 501 nucleotides. Lineage: Eukaryota; Metazoa; Rotifera; Eurotatoria; Philodinida; Philodinidae. The record is from the annotation of a GenBank genome assembly.